Hymenoscyphus albidus is the source of this 3542-nucleotide messenger RNA. Lineage: Eukaryota; Fungi; Ascomycota; Leotiomycetes; Helotiales; Helotiaceae. The record is from the annotation of a GenBank genome assembly.
CAGUUGUGGGGGUACAUGGGAGCCGCCAUAUACAAGCCGAUAUUGCACAACAUACUUAUUCAGUCAUAUAAUGAAGUUGAUGUUGAGUGGUGUUUGUUGUCCUUCUGUACUUCACUCAGCCAUCGGCAUCAUCCGUUGCAGUACGGUGGCCCUGUGCGGCAACCCCGCAUUUACAUCUCAUACUCUACAGUUCUGCAAAGUACCCCGCCACCAUCAUCAUCGGUCCUCUGCACACAGCCGAUCCUGGCACUCAGUCGCAAAAGAUACUGCUGUCAACAAGAUGAAACAACGGUUUUCUUCCCUAGAUGUUAAGGUAAGUCUGAGUCCCCAUACAUGCUAUAAUCAUCUGGGUUGUGCCUAGCUUCCAAAAAACGGAUCCAGGGCUGACAAUUCAGGUCAUCGCCCACGAACUCUCCAACGCGCUCCUGACCCUCCGAGUCUCCAACAUCUACGACCUGUCGUCGAAGAUUUUCCUCAUCAAGUUUGCGAAGCCUGAGAAUAAACAGCAAAUAAUAAUCGAUUCGGGUUUCAGAUGUCAUCUCACCGAAUACGCCAGAGCUACUGCAGCUGACCAAUCCGACUUCGUCAAGAAAUUACGGAAGGUCCUGAAGACUCGGAGAGUGACGGCUGUCUCGCAGAUUGGCACUGACCGAAUUAUUGAAUUCCAAUUCAGUGAUGGCCUCUACAAAUUGUACCUCGAAUUCUACGCUUCUGGAAAUAUCAUCUUGACGGAUAAAGAGUUAAAUAUUCUAGCACUGCUACGAAUCGUACCGGAAGGAGAAGGACAAGAGGAACUUCGUGUGGGACUCAAAUAUUCUGUGGAUAAUAGACAGAACUAUGCGGGUAUUCCGGCCUUGACUAAGGAACGACUACAAACGGCGCUGCAGAGUGCAGUUGAUCGAGGAGAUGACGGUUUGGUGGCAGGAAAGAAGGCAAAGAAGAAGGGGGCAGAUGCUGUACGAAGAGCCUUGGCUGUCUCCAUCACUGAAUAUCCUCCGAUGCUGGUCGACCAUGCAAUGCGGGCAAUGGAUUUCGAUGCUACCCUGAAGCCUGCAGAGGUUCUUCAAAACGAGUCGCUUCUGGAUAAUCUCAUGCGAUCACUACAAGAGGCGCAAAGGGUCAUUGAGGAGAUUACGAGCUCGAGCGUUGCCAAGGGAUACAUAAUAGCAAAGAAGAAGGACGGGUACGAGGAAACACCAGAGGAAGGGAAUGCGCGAAAGGGCCUGCUGUAUGAAGACUUCCAUCCCUUCCGCCUACAGCAAUUUGAAGGCGACUCUGCGACAAAGUUUUUGGAGUUUGAAGGCUUCAAUACAACGGUGGAUGAGUUCUUCUCUUCGAUCGAGGGUCAAAAAUUGGAAUCCAAACUACAGGAACGUGAGUCAAAUGCCAAACGAAAGAUAGAAGCAGCUCGACGGGACCAAGCAAAACGACUCGAUGGAUUGCAGAAGAUACAGGCACUAAACGAACGAAAAGCUGCUGCGAUUGAGGCAAAUGUUGAGCGCGUACAAGAAGCUAUGGAUGCAGUCAAUGGUCUGAUCGCGCAAGGAAUGGACUGGGUAGAGAUUGGCAAGCUUAUUGAGGUCGAGAACAAGAGGGGCAACCAGGUCGCAUCCAUGAUCAAGCUUCCGUUAAAACUACACGAAAACACCGUCACGUUGUUAUUGAAUGAAGAAGUAUAUGACGAAGAAGAAGAUUCAGCCUAUGAAACCGAUGGAAAUAUUUCUGAUAGCGAAGACGAGGGUCCAAAGCAAAAAGAAGCAAAGCAGAAGGGAGUCGAGAAGAGAUUGUCAAUUGAUAUCGAUCUUGGAAUAUCUCCGUGGAGCAAUGCUCGCGAGUACUACGACCACAAGAAGAUGGCUGCUAGCAAAGAAGUGAAAACACUGCAAUCUUCAAACAAAGCACUGAGAAGUCAGGAAGCUAAAAUCGCACAGGACCUGAAGAAGGGAUUGAAACAAGAAAAGGAUGUCUUACGACCCGUCCGAAGACAAAUGUGGUUUGAAAAGUUCACUUGGUUCAUUUCUUCUGACGACUAUCUUGUUCUUGGCGGUAAAGAUUUUCAACAAGCUGAAAUGCUGUACAAGAGAUAUAUGAGAAAAGGGGAUGCAUACCUUCACGCUGAUAUUCGUGGAGCGGCUGUGGUAAUUGUUCGCAACAAUCCAAAAACACCAGAUGCCCCAAUUCCUCCUUCAACUUUGUCACAGGCUGGAAGCUUGGUUGUCUCGUGUUCAGAUGCUUGGGACUCGAAAGCCGGCAUGUCUGCUUGGUGGGCAAACGCAUCGCAAGUCUCCAAGGCUGCUCCAGGUGGUGAUUUCUUGCCGGCUGGAAGCUUUUCUGUAAGUGGAAAGAAAAACUUUCUACCUCCAGCUCCAUUAUUACUUGGAUUCGGGGUAAUCUUCCGUAUCAGCGACGAGUCCAAGUCACGACAUAUGAAACAUAGAGUUGUUGACGAUUCGCCAUCUGUCACCGAAACUACCAGCAGUGUUACCGACGAAAGGGAUGCAGAUGAAUUAGCUAGCAGCGCUCCUACAUUAGUGUACGAUAGCGGGAGUGAUGAUGGAGAGGAUCGGGAAUUAGAGGAUGAAGAUGUGGAGCCAAAAUUGAAUCCUCUUCAAACACAAGCUGCUAUUGAACAACAUAUUUCAGAUGCGGAUGAUCAGGAACAGGAUAUUACAAAACGCGUGGGAGAACUUGCAAUAGUAGCAAAAUCCGAAUCACCUGAGCUCAAGUCUCCUUCGCAUCACCCCGACGUGUCUGACGAUGAGAGCGAAGGACCGACGGAUCAUAAUAUAACCACCGACACACAAACACCAAAUCCACAAAAUGGCAACAAAAAGGGUGGUCCAGCCCCAGUGAAACGUGGCAAGCGAGGAAAAGCAAAGAAAAUGGCCACCAAAUACAAAGAUCAAGACGAAGAAGACCGACUUGCAGCACAACAACUAAUUGGUUCCACUGCUGGUCAAGAGAAAGCUCGCGCAGAAUCAGAAGCAAAAGAGAAGCGGGAGCUAGAACUUGCUUUCCAAAAAGAGCGCCGAAGAGCCCAACAUCAACGCUCGCAACAAGAAACUGCUGCUCAUGAAAAGUUACGCAAAGAAAAGAUGGAGCAAGGGCUUGAUGAUGUUGACGAUGCUGAGGAAGAAAAGAUGGCAGCGCUUGAUUCCUUGGUUGGAACUCCACUUCGUGGCGAUGAGAUCCUGGAGGCUAUCCCAUUUUGUGCUCCGUACUCGGCAAUGGGGAAAUUCAAGUAUAAAGUUAAGCUUCAACCUGGAGCUCAGAAGAAGGGAAAGGCUAUUAAGGAGAUUCUUGGCUGGUGGUUGGCUGUUUCUACUACCAGGGGUGUCAUAGAUAAGAAGAGUGAGGAUGGAGAGAAGAUGUGGCCUAGGGAGGUGGAGUUGUUGAAGGGAUGGAAGGUAGAGGAGAUUACUAAUACAAUUCCUGUGAGUAAGGUUCGGGUUAUGAUGGCUGGGGGUAGUUUGAGUGCCGCGAAUGCGAAGGGAAACCAAGGGAAGGGCAAGGUUAGUGGGAGGGGAGCUAAGAAGAGAUAG